AUGGCGUUCAUUGCCAAGACCUUCUACGACCUGAGGGCCACCACGCUGGAGGGUGACUCGGUGGAUUUCAACGUGUUUAGGGGACGAGUGGUCCUGAUAGAGAAUGUGGCCUCGCUCUGAGGCACCACGACCCGGGACUACAGUGAGCUUAGCCAGCUUCAGAGCAAGUACCCCCAUCGCCUGGUGGUCCUGGGUUUUCCAUGUAACCAGUUUGGAUAUCAGGAGAACUGCUCCAAUGGUGAGAUCCUGAAGUCCCUGCAGCAUGUGCGUCCAGGCGGCAACUAUCAGCCCAACUUUACCAUCUUUGAGAAGUGUGACGUCAACGGAACAAACACACAUCCGGUCUUUGCCUACCUUAAAGACAAGCUCCCUUAUCCCGAUGACGACCCCAACUCCCUAAUGAAGGACCCCAAGUUUCUGGUAUGGAGUCCCAUCUGCAGGACGGAUGUCUCUUGGAACUUUGAGAAAUUUCUCAUUGGGCCAGAGGGAGAGCCCUUUAAAAGAUACAGCAAAAUGUUCCCCACCAUUGACAUAGAGCCUGAUAUUCAAAGACUGUUAAGAUUAACCAAGAACUAAGAAUAGCAUCCACCUCUUAAUGACUUCUCAUCCAUCACAGUCAAAGCUGAUAUGCUGUCCUCCACACUUUUAAGCCUUAUUAAAUGAGGGUGAUAUUCUGAAAAGCUGAGGGAAUAUUAUCUGAGGCCUUAUAAGUGCUUAAGAGUAGUGGAGGAGUAAAUUCAAUAUAUGUAAAAGGACAGAAUACUUGCAAAUUAAAACCAACGUGGGUGUGCUUUAUAGAAAUAAUCACAAGAGCAGUCCUUUGCAUGUCCUUUUGUGUCUUGUCCUGUGCUAGCCCGGCCAGCAGAUGGUGCUGCUGACUUGAUCAUACAA
Messenger RNA from Morone saxatilis (striped sea-bass), 891 nucleotides. RefSeq names its product glutathione peroxidase 2 (gene gpx2). Gene Ontology annotation, molecular function: glutathione peroxidase activity. Gene Ontology annotation, biological process: response to oxidative stress. The record is from RefSeq and is a predicted model, not a curated record. The transcript has 2 exons. NCBI's taxonomy places the organism in Eukaryota, Metazoa, Chordata, Actinopteri, Moronidae.